Naumovozyma dairenensis CBS 421 is the source of this 300-nucleotide messenger RNA. RefSeq lists its product as uncharacterized. The transcript has a single exon. NCBI's taxonomy places the organism in Eukaryota, Fungi, Ascomycota, Saccharomycetes, Saccharomycetales, Saccharomycetaceae. The coding region runs from base 1 to 300 and encodes 99 amino acids. The record is from RefSeq and is a predicted model, not a curated record.
AUGUAUACCAGAUUUAGGUACCGCCUCGGAGGACGAAUAGAACUUAAUGACUCUUUUGUAGAUGACUUAGAGCAAGGGUUUAAUUCAAGACAUUUCGAUAUAAUUUCCAAUAAUGUGGAUGAUGAAAGGUCUGGAUUAGAUGAUGCCACCAAGGAAGAGAUUAGACGAAUUAUGCAAGCUCAAAACAUAAGCUUCGAUAAGGCUAGAUUACUUUAUACAGAGAGACAAUUCAAUGAAAACGGGAUAGCUAGUGAUGGAAUGCCGUUAGAUCCCAAGGCUGUCACUUUUGGAAGACAUUGA